Molecule: messenger RNA, 2329 nt
Organism: Suncus etruscus (white-toothed pygmy shrew)
Lineage: Eukaryota; Metazoa; Chordata; Mammalia; Eulipotyphla; Soricidae
Gene: BLMH
Product: bleomycin hydrolase
Exons: 12
Coding region: 124-1491 (455 amino acids)
Biological process (GO): L-homocysteine catabolic process; response to toxic substance; proteolysis
Cellular component (GO): cytoplasm
Molecular function (GO): cysteine-type aminopeptidase activity
Source: RefSeq, a predicted model, not a curated record
UUUCCUUUUUCCGGCGCCCGGGGUGCGAGCAGCGACUUGGGCCGCCUGGGGAGCGCCCCGCCGUGCCAGCCCGGCGCCCGCCCGCCCGCAGACACCCGAGCCUCGCGACUCCUGCCGGGAGCCAUGAACCACGCCGGACUGAACUCGGAGAAGGUGGCUGCGCUGAUUCAGAAACUCAAUUCCGAUCCCCAGUUCGUGCUUGCCCAGAAUGUCGGGACUACUCACGACCUGCUGGACAUCUGCCUGAAGAGGGCCACGGUCCAGGGCGCUCAGCAUGUGUUCCAGCACGUCGUCCCCCAGGAGGGCAAGCCCGUUACCAACCAGAAGAGCUCAGGGAGAUGCUGGAUCUUUUCUUGUCUAAAUGUUAUGAGACUUCCAUUCAUGAAAAAAUUAAAUAUUGAAGAGUUUGAGUUUAGUCAAUCUUACCUCUUUUUCUGGGACAAGGUUGAACGCUGUUAUUACUUCUUAAAUGCUUUUGUGGAUACAGCCCAGAAAAAGGAGCCUGAGGAUGGUAGACUGGUGCAGUACUUGCUUACGAAUCCUGCAAAUGAUGGUGGACAAUGGGAUAUGCUUGUCAAUAUUGUUGAAAAAUAUGGUGUUGUCCCUAAGAGGUGCUUCCCUGAAUCUCAUACAACAGAGGCAACCAGAAGAAUGAAUGAUAUUCUCAAUCACAAGAUGAGAGAAUUCUGUAUACGACUACGAAACCUGGUACAAAGUGGAGCAACCAAAGGAGAGAUCUCUGCCACACAGGACAACAUGAUGGAGGAGAUCUUUCGAGUGGUUUGUAUCUGUUUGGGAAAUCCACCAGAGACAUUCACCUGGGAGUAUCGAGACAAAGAUAAAAAUUAUCAGAAGAUUGGCCCCAUAUCGCCCUUGGAGUUUUAUAAAGAACAUGUCAAGCCACUCUUCAAUAUGGAAGAUAAGAUUUGUUUAGUGAAUGAUCCUCGACCCCAGCACAAAUACAACAAGCUUUACACAGUGGAAUACCUAAGCAAUAUGGUUGGAGGAAGAAAAACUCUAUAUAACAACCAGCCCAUUGAUUUCUUGAAAAAGAUGGUCGCUGCCUCCAUCAAAGAUGGAGAGGCUGUGUGGUUUGGCUGUGAUGUUGGAAAACACUUCAAUAGCAAGUUGGGCCUCAGUGACAUGAAUGUCUAUGAUCAUGAGUUAGUAUUUGGUGUCUCCUUGAAGAACAUGAAUAAAGCUGAGAGAUUGACUUUUGGUGAGUCACUUAUGACCCACGCCAUGACCUUCACUGCUUUCUCAGAGAAGGAUGAACAAGAAGGAGCAUAUUCGAAGUGGAGAGUUGAGAAUUCAUGGGGUGAAGACCAUGGCCACAAAGGUUACUUGUGCAUGACAGAUGAGUGGUUCUCAGAGUAUGUGUACGAAGUGGUGGUGGACAGGAAGCAUGUACCAGAAGAGGUGCUAGCUGUGUUGGAACAGGAGCCUAUUGUCCUGCCAGCCUGGGACCCCAUGGGUGCUUUGGCCGAGUGAUCCUGCCUUCAGCGCUCUCCUCCUCCCUUGGGACCUGAAGUUGCAGCAAAGGACAGAUCCAGGCAGUGAAGCCAAAGUGACACAGAUGACUGUGUGUUCCACAAGACACAGACUCUUGGAUUUCUCCUCCAGGAAUCUCUUCGGGAAAGUGUGCUUAUGCUGAACCACAAUAUUCUUAAACAAAAAGAAAAAAUUGGGGGGUGGGGGAGAUCAAGUCACACUAUCUACUCUCCUCAUCUCCAACAGCUCAGGAUUUUCAUCUCUUAGCAUUUUCAUCAGAUGCAAUUGUUUGUCUUGAUUUGUCAAAAAAAAAAAAAAAAAAAAAGAAAGUAUGGUCCAGUCUUCAUGAGAUGGGAGAGGAUGAGCAAUUGAGGUGUGUGGAGGGAAAAAUGGACUUAAUACUCCUUAUUCCUAGAAUAGAAUGGGGGAAGGUUAGCCUAAGAUUUGAGCUCUCUCAACUGCAUGCUGCCAACAGUAUCACUGUCCUUCCUGAUUGGCAGUCACUAGACCGAAUUAUUUUCAAGGCAAUUUGUGCCUCUAAUAGUGUAGGAAGGGGAGGUUGAUCAAGUCUGACAUGAUUCCUUUCUAUUGUUCUGAACUAUGGGGGGUCACAGCUGUACUUGAGUCAGGUUUAAAUAGAGACUUAGAGAAAUGUUGGGUAAGAAAACUGCGACCUUAUCAUGAUCUGAAUUAUAAUCAUUAGGGGGAGCUCUAGCCAAAGGGUUUUAACGUCUGCCUCUGGAAUUGGGAGUUGGGUGGGCAGGAAAAGGUGAUAUCCAUUCUUUCUGACAACUAGAUGGUGCUGAGAAGCUUUCGAAUAAAACACUUUGCUAACUGA